Molecule: messenger RNA, 2515 nt
Organism: Pelagomonas calceolata
Lineage: Eukaryota; Pelagophyceae; Pelagomonadales; Pelagomonadaceae
Source: the annotation of a GenBank genome assembly
GCUCCUCGUCCGCACGAGAGCGCACCACUGAAACAGUGCCCGCAUCCCUCUAUCGUUGCAGCGGCAGCGAAACAGCUCACGAGAAGCCCGCGGGCAGCCGUCGCUCGGGCUGCACGCACCCGUCGAUCGCGGGGCAGCUGCCACAACGCCCCUAACAGCAACAAAGUAGCUGGUUGCAGCCAAGAAGGCAGCCCGAGCGUAGAAACUGAGCAGUCAUGGCGUCCAUGGUGUCAGUAGUCCUCACGGAGGACCCCGAGGACCUGCGCAAGAAGCGGAAAGAACAGUGGUGGGGCGCCUACAAUGAUACGGAGUGGUACGUCAUCGAACCGAUGGCGUUCUGGAAAGCUGCCUUCGACGGCUGCACUGCUUUACUCUUACUCGUGCUGGCCUUCUACAUCCCGUUCUCCAUCGCGUUUCUGGACGUCGGGGACUUCAUCUGGUUCGAUUGGUAUCAGUUAGUGUGGUUCUCGGUCGACAUCAUCCUGAGUUUUUGCUCGCCCUACGAGAACGAGGAGGGCUGGGUCACGAAUCCCAAGUGGAUCGCGGCGGAGUACUUCCAGUGCUUCUUUUGGGUGGACACUAUAUCUACAUUUCCCUUUGCGUUGGUGCUGGGGGCGUCGGGCGGCGCAUCGCCGCUGACGAAGCUGCUCAAGAUGCCUCGUUUAAUAAAAGCGCUGCGCGUGCUCAAGAUGACGAAGCUGACGCGCGCCUACAAGCUCGACGAGGUCAUCAGCUGUGCAUAAUUCAACCAGUGAGUCGGGUCCAUGCCGUCGAGCAGGUGUCGCGUCGAUGGCGUGGAGGCCAUGAUCCAGCGGAUGUGGAGACGCGCCCCGAGAAUUUGAUUUAUGCACAGGUCAUCAACCAGCUGGCGACACACCUCCAUGUCCCUCCCAACGCGGCGACGCUGGUCAUCCUGGGCACGCUCGGGCUCGUCGUGAACCACGUCUUCGCGUGCAUAUGGUUCUAUCUGGGCGCCGACGACUUCUCGGAGGAGUGCUCGACGGCGGACGUGCCGGCGCGCGCCUGCACCUGGAUGCAGGUCCACGGGCUCCACCCGCACCGCACUGUGUGGAACUCACCUCCACGUCGCGUCGACCCACGCCUGAAAUUUGAUUUCCGCACAGGCACCGGGGGAAUUGGUACCUCUACAUUACGUGUUUGUACUGGUCGGUCAUGACCCUCUCGACCGUCGGCUACGGCGACAUCUCGCCCAACACGACCGAGGAGAAGAUCUUCACCAUUGUUGUGAUCUUCACCGGAGUGUCCGGUUACGCGAUGCUCAUCCAGGCGAUCGGUACGGCGAUGGCCGGCGAUCCUAACAAGCUAUCGCACACCAAGGCGAUGCGGAACUACCUGUACGACUACGAAGUGCCGCCGGAUUUGGCGAAGCGCAUACUUCACUUUCUACGCCUAAGGGACAAAAAAAUGCGCCAGGAGUAUAUCGAGCCUGAGGUAGAUCUGUGUAUCGAAACACUAUCAAAACCGCUGCGACGGCGCCUCGUGCUCCACACGCGCAGGGACUUGGUCGAGCGAGUACCGUGGUUCUUGGGAAGGCCCAUGAAGUUCGUCGCCGACGUGUGCCCUCUGCUCAAGUCGGUCGUCGCGUCCCCUCUGGAAGUUGUCGGCGCGACGGGCGUGUCUGCCUCGGCGCUGGUCUUUGUCGUGAAGGGCGACCUCGCGGCCUUUGAGCACGCUUCGAAGACGCCGAAAUGUGCGACGCCGAACACCAUCAAGCAUGGCUUGAGUGACUUGGGCGGAGACAUUGAUAAUGAGUUGCUCGCGUACGAAGCGGCGGAUCGAGAUAGGCGGUACACGUGGGGACCCGAUUCGACGUUCGGCCUGCCGGGCUGCGUGCUGGAUAAGACGUGGCGCCUCGACAUCCUCGCGCUCGACGACUGCGAGAUGCUGUCGUUCCCCAAGGACGAACUUCUUAAGUUGAUGGGCCAACACGACCACGCCGCGAUCCUGCCCGAACUUGUGAGGGAGGCCGAGGAAAGUGUCGCCGAGCAUCCAGCCCUGUUCAGCGAUGCCGACGAAGCUGAACGACCAAGUUCACCGCCGCCACAACGGGAUGCGACCGCCUCGCCGACUCCAGAUGAGGUCAAAAGCAGCUACGCCUGCGACCGUUUGGUGGCUCGCCGCGCCGACGUGGCCGCGUUCCUCGCGCAGCACAUAUCACCGGCGUCGCUCUCGGCCGACGACGAGUCGGCAGCGCUCGUGCGUGACUUCGUCGAGGCGCACACGGAGCGGCCUCCGGAGCGCGUGCCGACGACGACGGAGACUCGUCGGUCGCCGCGGCAGAGCCCGCCCGCGCGGCCGCCGCCUCCCGAGGAAAACGGCCCGGCAACGUUGUGGGACCCGUCCACGGGCCCACCACAGGCGCGGCCCGUCAUCGUCGAGGACGCGUCGACGGGCCCGCGCGCGCGGUCUGUGGUCGUCGACGACGCGCCGCCCCCCGACGACGACGAUCCCGCGGAGAUGCUCUGUGGGGCGCUCGUCGGGGGGGAGUAGAUAA